AAGCAAAAAUUGUCUCCUGAGACAAACUCUUUCAUGGAAGAAAAUGGAAUAAUGGUGCGGAACUAUGGUGAUGUUAGCUCAGAUGUGGUCCUCCUUGCAUCUAAUCAACUCAUUUCUUCCUCCUCAACUAAGGGUUUUGAAGAGAACCCAAAGAUUGAUGUUGGAAAUGCCACUAAUACAGGGAAUAGUUCUAGUCAUGCUGUUGAGUUUGUAAAUGACCUCAUAUGGGUUGAUCCUGGAGCAUGUUGCUUCGCUUUGUAUUCAAAACUGAGUGUUGAUAAAGUUCUCCCUCAGCAAUCACCUUUAGCCCUUCCAAAAGCUCUGAAGAACCCUGUUGAGAUAGAAGGAUUGAAGAAGGCCCAUAUUCGGGAUGGGGCAGCUGUUGUGCAAUAUCUUGUCUGGCUUGAUAAGCAGAUGCAGGAACUUUAUGGGGCAUCCGGUUAUUUCAUGGAGGCCGAAAGUACCAAAGAGAAGAAACAACUGUAAGUUUUUCUGGCUUGUACUAUUUCAUAGUUUUGGUGAGUAGGUACAUGUUAGGAAUUUAUCUGUUAUAGUCUGCUAGUUCAGGACUUAUCCAUCAGGAUCCAAGAAGACAAAUUCGGGGAGUAUUGAAAACAUUUUAAGCUAAUCUAUUAGAGUUAGCAGCUUGUGGUGAUUGGAGAGGUACAUUAUC
This is a messenger RNA of Capsicum annuum, 673 nucleotides long. Its product is annotated as aminopeptidase P1-like. The transcript has 4 exons. The coding region runs from base 34 to 486 and encodes 150 amino acids. The record is from RefSeq and is a predicted model, not a curated record. Lineage: Eukaryota; Viridiplantae; Streptophyta; Magnoliopsida; Solanales; Solanaceae.